AUGUUUGAGAUUCAAACAUUUUUACAUUUUCUGAUUCUAUUUUCUUGUUACUGUGGAGAGUCUUCUGCUGGAUCAAUUGCACAGUCUGUAUCAUCACUGGUUGGACGCCGCCAAAUAAUUGGCAUUAGAGGCCAGCUUCUGUGUGGAACAGAACCGCUCACUAAUACAACGGUGAAACUCUGGGAUGAAGAUUCAGGUCCGGAUCCUGAUGAUCUUUUGGCCGAAGGUCUUACGAAUGCUACAGGACACUUCUCCAUUUACGGAGCUGCAAGAGAACUGACAAAUAUAGAUCCGAAGUUCAAGAUAUAUCAUCGAUGUCAUGUUAAGGAAGGAGGCUGCAAGCGGAAAGUAACAUUCGUGAUCCCGGAUAACUAUAUAUCAGUUGGAAAUAAGCUUGAGAAAUGGUUCGAGUUCGGUAGCCUGAACAUGGAGAUUAUUACUAGAAAAGAAGGCACACAAUGUUUUUAA
Molecule: messenger RNA, 468 nt
Organism: Auanema sp. JU1783
Lineage: Eukaryota; Metazoa; Nematoda; Chromadorea; Rhabditida; Rhabditidae
Source: the annotation of a GenBank genome assembly